Camelina sativa (false flax) is the source of this 538-nucleotide messenger RNA. The record is from RefSeq and is a predicted model, not a curated record. NCBI's taxonomy places the organism in Eukaryota, Viridiplantae, Streptophyta, Magnoliopsida, Brassicales, Brassicaceae.
CCACACCUGGGAUCCUUUGAUAACCGGAACUGUUCAAGCUUAUUUUGAGAAAAUCUGUCAAAAGCGGAUCAAAGACAUGGUUAGCAAUGUGAGGACUAGUCGAGUUCAACCAACCUGGAUUGGAGACACUCUCUGGAGCACGAUGGAGGAUUACUGGGACACUGAAGAAGCACAACAAAAGAGUAAAACCUACUCUCAGGCCCGUAUGUCUGACCGUAACGGCCUAGGUCCUCAUGUCCACCUCUCAGGGCCAAAGUCUUAUCAACAGCUUCAAGACGAAAUGGUUGAGGAAUUGGGAAGAGAAGUCCGACUUGGUGAGGUUUUCAUCAAGGCACAUACAAAGCCUGAUGGUACAUAUGUUGAUCGGAAGGCAGAAAAGAUUGCAGGGACAUAUGAGAAGACUGUUCAAGAGAGGUUGUCUCAGCUCGAGGCAGAGUCUUUUGCUGUGUCAGAUGGAGAAUCACGGCCACGGGACCUCACAACAGAAGAAUAUACAGAAAUUUUCCUGGAGUCCACUGAGAAGGAUUCAAGAGGAACA